AAUAUUUUUAUUAUUUAAUUCAAAAUGUCCUUGUUACGCAGUGUUGCUGUUGUAAUUGCACUUGCGAGGCCUAUUAACAGAGCCGGCACAGUUCAAACAUGCCGUCACAUAAAGCGGUGGGUGUCACCGACGUUACGUGAACUUGCACACCGUGUACAAAAACAGGGACCACAGAAACCGGAGCCACGUUCUGGAUUUGUUGAAUGGAACUAUCGGUCAGAGCUGUUUGCCUUUGGCAAGCGGCUGAAUGAGGAAUUUGAGCUGCCCCUUCUGCAGAGGGCUUUCACACAGCGCACAUAUGCGCACCAGGAACAGGAGCGCCAACGAAAACUGGGAAUUGAUGAGGCGGAUUUACAUACAGCUGACAACAGUGAACUGGCUGCUAAGGGAGCGCAUAUUGCCAAAGCUUAUGUGGAUGCCUAUGUACAACAUGCUCUGCCCAAACUGCCGGCGAUUGGACGUGAAGCGAUUUCCUCAUACCUGCUGAGCGAUGAGACUUUAGCUCAUGUAUCCACACACCUAGGCACCAAAGAGCUAAUCUUUGCUACUGAAUAUCCGCCCAGCAACGAAACGUUGUCAAACACACUGCAAGCUGUUAUCGGCGCACUAGCGGAUUCAAGUGGAAUGGAGCGCGCUUUUCUGUUUGUGCGAGAUUUUAUUUGCACGCAACUGAAUCAGAAGGAUUUGCUGGAGAUAUGGACACCUGAACAACCUAUGCAGCUACUUGCUGAAGUCUGCACGCAGCGUCAAUUGGGUGAACCGGAGCCUCGCUUGCUAGGCGAUUGUGGCAAGAACACGGUGCUGUCUGCUUUCCAUGUGGGAAUCUAUGCAAAUCGUCAAUUGCUGGGAAAGGGCUACGGCGAGGAUGUGAAGACGGCUACGGAAACGGCUGCAAUUGAUGCACUGCAGACGCUUUUUGAGAUGCACGACAAUCGUCGUCCGUUUGACUUUCGUAUUCAACUGGAGACGAAGAACGUGAGGCUUGGUUAGCUUGAGGAGAUGUUCGUUAAUUAUUUGAUAUAUUUAAUUUGUCCUAAACACAUGUACUUCCUGAAUGAUUAAUAUACAUUGAGUUGGAAUAUCAUUAACA
This is a messenger RNA of Drosophila innubila, 1090 nucleotides long. It is a transcript of the gene mRpL44, whose product is annotated as 39S ribosomal protein L44, mitochondrial. Bases 25 to 990 code for a protein of 321 amino acids. Gene Ontology annotation, molecular function: double-stranded RNA binding; ribonuclease III activity. Lineage: Eukaryota; Metazoa; Arthropoda; Insecta; Diptera; Drosophilidae. The record is from RefSeq and is a predicted model, not a curated record. Gene Ontology annotation, biological process: regulation of gene expression; primary miRNA processing; rRNA processing. Gene Ontology annotation, cellular component: nucleus. The transcript is spliced from 2 exons.